AUGGGUAAAGUACAGAGUUAUAUAAUAGUUGGUGAUAUAUAUAAGAAUUUACUCAAUGUAACAGAAAAUCAAUGUAUAUGUGAAAUGAUAAAAGUAAAUGAUUCAAUAUCUGCUUUAAAUUAUUUUUCAACAAAUCAAACUUGUCAACUAUUUCGUUCAAAUAUUAGUACAAUUUUUAUUGAAUUUUAUUCAAAUUCUACUUUUGUAUUUCUUAAUCAAUCAUCAAUAUCAAUAUUAAAUGCUCAAGAAUACCAACCAAGUACGUCAUCAUCAACACCUGCAACAAUAUUAUCGAUCUCACCAUCAUCAACAUCAGCAACGUCAUCUACAACAUUAAUAUCAACAUCAACAACAAUAUCAACAUCGUCCACAACAUCAUCAUCGACCUCAACGACAACAUCAACAUCAACAUCAUCGUCAUCAUCAGCAUCAACAGCAACGUCAACAACCACAUCAUCAUCAACAAAAACAACAACAUCAUCAACAUCAACUUCAACAUCAACUUCAACUUCAACAACAACAUCAUCAUCAACAUCAACAACAAUAUCGACAACAUUAACUUCAACAUUGACAACAACGCCAACAACAUCAACAACAACUGCCUGCAACUUGUUUUUUGAUCAAACUACUUACUCAGCUGGCGCAAAGCCAUGGUCAGUAUCAGUCGCCGACGUAAAUAAUGACAAUAAACCUGAUAUUAUUGUUACAAACUAUGAUACGAGCAGCAUCAAUGUUCUUUUCAACACAGGCAGCGGCACCUUUAAUGCUCAAAUUACUUACUUAGUUGGCAUUCAGCCAGCAUCAGUAGCAGUCGUCGAUGUAAAUAAUGACAAUAAACCUGAUAUUAUUGUUGCAAACUCUGGUUCGAACAACAUCGGUGUUCUUCUCAACACAGGCAGUGGUACCUUUAAUACUCAAACUACUUACUCAGUUGGCACUAACCCACUAUCAGUAACAGCCGUCGAUGUGAAUAAUGACAAUAACCCUGAUAUUAUUGUUGCAAACUUUCGUUCAAACACCGUCAGUGUUCUUCUCAACACAGGUAGCGGCACCUUUAAUGCUCAAACAAAUUACUCAAUUAGCCCUGGUCCACUAUCAGUAGCAGUUGUCGAUGUGAAUAGCGACAAUAAACCAGAUAUUAUUGUUGCAAACUAUGAUUCGAGCAGCGUCAGUGUUCUUCUCAACACAGGCAGUGGCACCUUUAGUGCUCAAAUUACUUACUCGGUUACCUCUGGUCCAUACUCAGUAGCAGUCGUUGACGUGAAUAAUGACAAUAACCCUGAUAUUAUUGUUGCAAACUUUGAUUCAAAUAACGUCGGUGUUCUUCUCAAUGCAGGCAGCGGCACUUUUAAUGCUCAAACUACUUACGCAGCUGGCGCUAACCCAGUAUCAGUAACAGUCGUCGAUGUGAAUAGCGACAGUAACCCUGAUAUUAUUGUUACUAACUUUCUUUCGGAUAACGUCGGUGUUCUUCUCAACACAGGCACCGGUACGUUUAAUGCUCAAAUAACUUACUCAGUUGGCACUAACCCAAUAUCAAUAGCAGUCGUCGACGUGAAUAGCGAUAAUAAACCUGAUAUUACUUUUGCAAACUCUGGUUCGGACAGCGUCGGCAUUCUCUUGCAUUGUUAA
Messenger RNA from Adineta steineri, 1632 nucleotides. The record is from the annotation of a GenBank genome assembly. Lineage: Eukaryota; Metazoa; Rotifera; Eurotatoria; Adinetida; Adinetidae.